AUGAUGGUUCUUAAGAAGAAGGAUCUGAACAACAACGCAAACCACUCAGUCACAACAACAGUCAUCCCUACAAAAGCGACGAAGGACCGACUCCUAUCGGUGCAGCCUGUCUACCACUCACCAGACAUCAAUUCCUCCCCCUCAUACGGGCUCCAGGUUGGGCAACCAUUCGUACAAGACAACGGUCCAGUUCUGAAUAUUCCUGACUACGAGGGGUGGAACGCGGCCUUCACCGUGGGCCCGCAGACGGCCUACCACGUACUCGAUUCGAUCCGUGCGGCAUUCAACUUCAAGGACAAAAUCGGCCUCCAGCCUAACGCCAGAACGGUACUGUACGGGUUCUCCGGUAGCGCGUAUGCUACUGAAUGGGCUUCCGAGAUGCGGCCCAGUUGUGCCCUCGUUCUGACCCAGAUUGUUGGUGCUGCCAUGGGGGUCCUCCUCCCAACAUUACGAACACCUACAUCUACUGUGAUGGGGGAGAUUGGGCAGAGCUGA
Messenger RNA from Aspergillus lentulus, 495 nucleotides. The record is from RefSeq and is a predicted model, not a curated record. Lineage: Eukaryota; Fungi; Ascomycota; Eurotiomycetes; Eurotiales; Aspergillaceae.